UUCAAACAAUUCAUAUUUCCGAUUUCUUGAUUUCCAAAAGCUGUUUCGGAAAUCGGAACCAUGUUUGUGUGGUCUUUGGGAGUCGCAGGAUACAAAUCCACCUUGAAAGCCGCCGGCGCCGGCCAAGUGUUGCAGUGGGAGUUGAGAGGGGCCGAUUUAUCGGAUGGGGUUCGAGUUCGAAACGGAAACUGAAAAGCCUGUGCGAGAAUUAUCUGAACUGUUAACCGGAAGAAGUGUGAUCUUAAAAAGCCCACGCGAAAUGCCACGUCUUUUUAUGGUUCUCAUUUUCACGUUCCGGUUCCGCCCAAUCGCCCAUGCCAACGUGAUGAUGACUCGUGACUGUAGCUCGAAACAACAACCCUCUCUAUAGAGUUUCUUUGCUCGAACUAUGUUUGAGAAAACGUCUCUUAGAAAGCUGAGCUGAACCAGGUCGCAAAGCGCAGAAGCCAAAGCAGAAGCCAGAGUUCCAAGAGCUAGAUAGAUGUGGAGGCGCAUCGCUCCCCUUCUUUCUCCUCUCCUUUCUCCGACCAAAUCGUCUGCUCUUCAACAGGGCAUAUGUAGAUUGAGAGUUUGGGAAGCUUUCACCAUAGACAUCAUGCAUCCGGCCAAUUGUGGAUUUGCCUCUGAAGCGAAGACCCCACUCAUAACUUUUGUCUUAGGUGGUCCUGGUAGUGGAAAAGGUACACAAUGUGCAAAAAUUGUGGAGACCUUUGGAUACAAACACCUUAGUGCUGGAGAUUUGCUAAGGAAGGAAAUAUCUUCUAAUAGUGAAAAUGGUGCAAUGAUCCUUGACACAAUUAAGGAAGGGAAUAUUGUUCCUUCUGAAAUGACAGUGAAACUAAUUCAGAAGGAGAUUGAAUCAAGUGAUAACCAUAAAUUUCUCAUUGAUGGUUUCCCACGAUGUGAGGAGAAUCGCAUUGCAUUUGAACAAAUUAUGGGUAUGGAACCAAACACGGUGCUUUUCUUUGACUGUCCAGAAGAUGAGAUGGUUAAACGAGUGCUUAGCCGCAAUGAGGGUCGAGUUGAUGAUAAUAUAGAUACAAUCAAGAAACGUCUACAAGUGUUUGCAGCAUAUAAUCUUCCUGUUAUCAAACACUACACUGAGAAGGGAAAAGUUUACAAGAUAAAUGCAGUAGGAACAGCAGAUGAGAUAUUCAAACAAGUUCGCCCAAUUUUCAUUGAGCUGAUGGUUAAAUGAAGGAAAUUUGGAAACAAGAGAAAGAAGAGAAGCAGUAGAUGUAGCUAGGGUUAGGGCAUUGAUCCUAGAUUUUGAUUGAGUGCCCCUGCCAUGUCUUUUGAGAGGACGCCCUGGUGCAUGAUUGACUACACCGUUUGCAGUUGGAGAAAGAUGUUCCAGCCAUUUAAUAACAAACCCAGCUGACAAUGUAACACUUGCUCAGUGCCUUUGCCUUUUAUACUUGACAUUAUGCUGUUGGAUAAAGAUAUCCCAGCCAUGUAAUAACAAAUCCAGCUGACAAUGUAACACUUGCUCAUUGCCUUGCCUUUUAUACUUGAGAAAUGAUGUAUACUGUAACAGCAACUACUGUUGUUUCCUUGCUGUUUGGGCAAGUUCUCUGAGAUUGAUUUUCA
Macadamia integrifolia is the source of this 1590-nucleotide messenger RNA. Its product is annotated as UMP-CMP kinase-like. Gene Ontology annotation, cellular component: nucleus; cytoplasm. The transcript is spliced from 9 exons. The coding region runs from base 482 to 1198 and encodes 238 amino acids. Gene Ontology annotation, molecular function: ATP binding; UMP kinase activity. NCBI's taxonomy places the organism in Eukaryota, Viridiplantae, Streptophyta, Magnoliopsida, Proteales, Proteaceae. The record is from RefSeq and is a predicted model, not a curated record. Gene Ontology annotation, biological process: UDP biosynthetic process; 'de novo' pyrimidine nucleobase biosynthetic process; CDP biosynthetic process.